AUGGCAACUCCGUCAAACAAUGAAUCUUCCCAACCGUCUUCAUCUGUUGUCGUCAAUGGAAAUACUAUUAGUGAUCCGAAAUCUUUGUUCAAGUAUCCGACCUAUGAGGAUUAUUUAGACGAGAAAAUCACGACCAAAGAUUUAUUUUACCUUGAAAAUCAAGACCUUGCCAGAGCAAUCAUUGAGAACGAAUUCAAGAGAUACAAUAUUUUGUCAAGAGAACAGUUCGAGGAGCAAAAAAAAAAGUACAUGCUGAGCUUGACUGUAAAAACACCUUCACUGAGCAACUCUGGAAUGGGUAAUGAGACGAACAAGACUGACCGAUUGUGUUCUUUUGGAAAGGAUUUAAGGAAUUAUCCUCUUUUGAAUGAGUUGGCCAAAAGAGAAGCCAAAGUUAGGAGUGGAAGAUUGAACACCAUUAUUUUCAUACGAGAUUACGAUAAGAAAGGAAAUGAAGUGAGUGGAUAUAUUGAUUAUGGCCAUCGAUUAAAAUCAGAAGAUUUUGAGGAGUAUUUCAGUUUAAAAAAGAGACUCAUGCCUAAAACGUCUGAUCUCAGUUAUUACAAUUGGAAAACACAAACCGUUUCAUAUAACAAUAGCUCAACAUUUCAGGUUAUUGCAAACAGCGAGAAUGGUCUCUUCUUUAGGCACAGACGAGACAGAAAGGUCAUUAGUGUGGAUCCAAAAAGUAAUUCUGAUGCCACCUUAAAUGGUGACAACUCAAUUCUUCAAGAUUCAAGUGUUGGAGACAAUAGUGAGAGAAGAGUGAUCAAGACCGACGAAUAUUUACAGGUGGUUCUUUAUGAACAUCGACCUAGACGAAAAAAUUAA
Naegleria fowleri is the source of this 831-nucleotide messenger RNA. RefSeq lists its product as uncharacterized. Bases 1 to 831 code for a protein of 276 amino acids. NCBI's taxonomy places the organism in Eukaryota, Heterolobosea, Eutetramitea, Acrasida, Naegleriidae. The transcript has a single exon. The record is from RefSeq and is a predicted model, not a curated record.